UACAUGUACUCAGUUCCUGCGAAUAUGUUAAGCACAACCAUAAGUACGCGCAUACGUACACGUAUAUAACCUGCAUUCUAUCAUAUAAACCUAUUGCGUAUAUUUUCUUCCGUAAUGGCGGAGGAGAAACCUCGCGCACAGAUUGAGAUCAUUAACAACAAUGAGAUGGUGCCAAGCGAUCCGAUCAAUAUGGCGGUACUUCAAUCACCGCCAACGUCGACACCUGGGUCACCAACACAAGGAAUGUCUGAGCCUACCAAUCAUAAUACUACUGGAGAGCAGUACGAAAUCGAAGGACUUGGCCCUGAUAGUCUGGAGGUCAUGGCAUCGCAUGCCAGGCUGGUUGAAAUCGGCGACAUGUUCCAAGGCAUGACCAAAGUAGAAGCCUUGUGCCUCCGUCAGAACUACAUCCAACGUAUUGAGGGAUUCGAAGACUGUGGGGAAGUGACUGACUUGGACCUGUACGAUAAUCGCCUUACCAAGAUGGAGGGUCUGGCUGCUAUGACCAAGUUAACUGUGCUGGAUUUGUCCUUCAAUGGCAUCCGCAAAAUCGAAAACUUGGAGAGCCUGGUCAAUCUGGAAAAGCUCUUCCUUAUAAGCAAUAAAAUCACUACCAUUGAGAACUUGUCGACACUCACCAAACUGAAGUAUCUCGAGUUGGGCUCCAACCGUAUUAGGAAAAUCGAGAAUUUGGAUAGCUUACAAAACCUGGAGCAGCUGUUCGUGGGCCGGAACAAAAUCACACACAUUGAGGGAAUCAGUUGUCUGCCUAAACUGAGAGUACUAAGCAUACAGAGCAAUAGGAUUGUAGAUCUGGAAGGGUUAGAAGACAAUGUUGAUCUGGAGGAGUUAUACAUGAGUCACAACGGGCUCUACGAACUCAAGGGCCUAGAUUCCCUGACCAACCUCACUACACUGGAUGUGGCGGCGAAUAGAAUCGCACGGCUAAGCAAUAUAAAACACCUCACAAAGCUGGAGGAGUUCUGGUUUAAUGGUAAUCAACUGGAGGAAUGGAAGGACGUCGAGCUGUUGCCUUAUGAGUCCAAAACGCUUCAAACGGUAUACAUGGAGGGCAACCCUAUUUCAAAGGAUGUCAAUUACAGGCGGAAGUUGAUGCUAACUGUGCCAUCCUUAAGGCAAAUCGACGCGACCCUUUGCGCCUAAUUAAAUGCAAGAAGCGAAUCGAGAAUAAACUGCUAAGACGCUAGUGAUUAGACAAUAGAAGUGCAUGCUUGGGUCUAAAUCCGUUUGCUGCAAUGUUUCGGUCGUCUGAGGCACGCAGUAGGGGUGCGCUCAAUAAUAUACCGAACUGAAUCUUGCACAAGUGGCUGCUCAUGCCGUCUCUUGACCUGACCGUAGGAACUACUCAGUCGAUGAUAGUGCUCUGAGCUGCAUAAAAGACUACUUCGUAGAUUAUUUUAAC
Messenger RNA from Sphaeroforma arctica JP610, 1423 nucleotides. RefSeq names its product protein phosphatase 1 regulatory subunit 7. NCBI's taxonomy places the organism in Eukaryota, Ichthyosporea, Ichthyophonida. Bases 115 to 1164 code for a protein of 349 amino acids. The record is from RefSeq and is a predicted model, not a curated record. Gene Ontology annotation, molecular function: protein binding. The transcript is spliced from 8 exons.